Messenger RNA from Cynocephalus volans (Philippine flying lemur), 3751 nucleotides. It is a transcript of the gene MATR3, whose product is annotated as matrin 3. Gene Ontology annotation, molecular function: zinc ion binding; RNA binding. Gene Ontology annotation, cellular component: nucleus. The transcript is spliced from 21 exons. Lineage: Eukaryota; Metazoa; Chordata; Mammalia; Dermoptera; Cynocephalidae. The record is from RefSeq and is a predicted model, not a curated record. The coding region runs from base 683 to 3370 and encodes 895 amino acids.
GGCUCCUCUCGGCUCCCGGCCGCCCUUUCCCCUGCGGCCUCUGCUCUGGCUGCUGCACCCGGCGGAGCUCCGGACACGUGCGGGGAGUCACCUAGAGCCGGACUCCGAGAGCCUUACUCUCUAUGCACCAGGGGACAAAGACUUGGGAAGAGUGGCCAGCUGUGGACUUUGAUCAGAUGCAACUCCAGUUCUAGGCAAACACUUAUCACUCAGGGUGAUUCUGGAGAUUGUCCAAUAGAGCUGACUUAGUUGCUGCUUCUGUGAAGAGUGACAUCGUAGUUUCCACGGGAGGAACUGGAUAACUUGAAAGUAGGGCAUCCUUCACCCUUCUGAAGAGAGGAAAUAGUAGCAGGUGGACAGUCUGUAUGUGAGGUUUUCAGAUGCCUUUGCCUGAAUGAGAAACCUGCCUCCAUGAGGACCUCAGAUGUCUGGCAGCCCUGUAUGCACAUCAAUUUGAACAACUAUCAGUGCAUGAAAAUACCUUCACAAGAGCUAAGGAAACCAGAGUUGUCUGCUGGUUCUCAGCUUGAAGAAGAUUCUACAGUCCUUAUUGAUCCUUUUUCUUGGCGUUACCAUUUUUUGAAGCAAAGUUAACCUAGCUUUCUAGUUUGAGCUUUCUUUUUGGCCGUCUUUAAAAAAAAUUUUUUUUUAAUCUAUAAAAUAGACAAGAGAUAGUUCUACAAUGUCCAAGUCAUUCCAGCAGUCAUCUCUCGGUAGGGACUCACAGGGUCAUGGGCGUGACCUGUCUGCAGCAGGAAUAGGCCUUCUUGCUGCUGCUACCCAGUCUUUAAGUAUGCCAGCAUCUCUUGGAAGGAUGAACCAGGGUACUGCACGCCUUGCUAGUUUAAUGAAUCUUGGAAUGAGUUCUUCAUUGAAUCAACAAGGAGCUCAUAGUGCACUGUCUUCUGCUAGUACUUCUUCCCAUAAUUUGCAGUCUAUAUUUAACAUUGGAAGUAGAGGUCCACUCCCUUUGUCUUCUCAACACCGUGGAGAUGCAGACCAGGCCAGUAACAUUUUGGCCAGUUUUGGUCUGUCUGCUAGAGACUUAGAUGAACUGAGUCGUUAUCCAGAGGACAAGAUUACUCCUGAGAAUUUGCCCCAAAUCCUUCUACAGCUUAAAAGGAGGAGAACUGAAGAAGGCCCUACAUUGAGUUAUGGUAGAGAUGGCAGAUCUGCUACACGGGAGCCACCAUACAGAGUACCUAGGGAUGAUUGGGAAGAAAAAAGGCACUUUAGAAGAGAUAGUUUUGAUGAUCGUGGUCCUAGUCUCAACCCAGUGCUUGAUUAUGACCAUGGAAGUCGUUCUCAAGAAUCUGGUUAUUAUGACAGAAUGGAUUAUGAAGAUGACAGAUUAAGAGAUGGAGAAAGGUGUAGGGAUGAUUCUUUUUUUGGUGAGACCUCGCAUAACUAUCAUAAAUUUGACAGUGAGUAUGAGAGAAUGGGACGUGGUCCUGGCCCCUUACAAGAGAGAUCUCUCUUUGAGAAAAAGCGGGGCGCUCCUCCAAGUAGCAAUAUUGAAGACUUCCAUGGACUCUUACCGAAGGGUUAUCCCCAUCUGUGCUCUAUAUGUGAUUUGCCAGUUCAUUCUAAUAAGGAGUGGAGUCAACAUAUCAAUGGAGCAAGUCACAGUCGUCGAUGCCAGCUUCUUCUUGAAAUCUACCCAGAAUGGAAUCCUGACAAUGAUACAGGACACACAAUGGGUGAUCCAUUCAUGUUGCAGCAGUCUACAAACCCAGCACCAGGAAUUCUGGGACCUCCGCCUCCCUCGUUUCAUCUUGGAGGACCAGCUGUUGGACCAAGAGGAAACCUGGGUGCUGGAAAUGGGAACCUGCAAGGACCUAGACACAUGCAAAAAGGCAGAGUGGAAACUAGCCGAGUUGUUCACAUUAUGGAUUUUCAACGAGGGAAAAACUUGAGGUACCAACUAUUACAAUUGGUGGAACCAUUUGGCGUCAUUUCAAAUCAUCUGAUCCUAAAUAAAAUUAAUGAGGCAUUUAUUGAAAUGGCAACGACGGAAGAUGCUCAGGCUGCAGUGGAUUACUAUACAACCACGCCAGCAUUAGUAUUUGGCAAGCCAGUGAGAGUUCAUUUAUCCCAGAAGUAUAAAAGAAUAAAGAAACCGGAAGGGAAGCCAGAUCAGAAGUUUGAUCAGAAGCAAGAGCUUGGACGUGUGAUACAUCUCAGCAAUUUACCCCAUUCUGGCUAUUCUGACAGUGCCGUCCUCAAGCUUGCUGAGCCUUAUGGAAAAAUAAAGAAUUACAUAUUGAUGAGGAUGAAAAGUCAGGCCUUUAUUGAGAUGGAGACCAGAGAAGACGCAAUGGCAAUGGUUGACCAUUGUUUGAAAAAAGCCCUUUGGUUUCAGGGGAGAUGUGUGAAGGUUGACCUUUCUGAGAAAUAUAAAAAACUGGUACUUAGGAUUCCCAACAGAGGCAUUGACUUACUGAAAAAAGAUAAGUCCCGAAAAAGAUCUUAUUCUCCUGAUGGCAAAGAAUCUCCAAGUGAUAAGAAAUCCAAAACUGAUGGUUCCCAGAAGACAGAAAGUGCGGCCGAAGGUAAAGAACAAGAAGAGAAGUCAGGUGAAGAUGGUGAGAAAGAUACAAAGGAUGAUCAGACAGAACAGGAACCUAAUAUGCUUCUUGAAUCUGAAGAUGAGCUACUUGUAGAUGAAGAAGAAGCAGCAGCACUACUAGAAAGUGGCAGUUCAGUGGGAGAUGAGACUGAUCUUGCUAAUUUAGGUGAUGUGACUUCUGAUGGGAAAAAGGAGCCUUCAGACAAAGCUGUGAAAAAAGAUGCAAGUGCUUCAGCAGCAGCAAAGAAAAAGCCUAAAAAGCGUCGUUUUCCAGGGAGUAUGGAAGGUUUUGUCACUCUAGAUGAGGUUGGUGAUGAGGAAGAUUCGGAACUUCAGAAACUUCGUAAAUCAGGCAUGGCAUUUAAAUCUGGUGACAAAAAUGAUGAUGGUUUGGUUGAAAUUAAGGUGGACAAGAUCGAGGAACUUGAUCAAGAAAACGAAGCAGCGUUGGAAAAUGGAAUUAAAAAUGAGGAAAACACAGAACCAGGUGCUGAAUCUGCUGAGAAUGCUGAUGAUCCCAGUAAAGAUACAAGUGAAAAUGCAGAUGGCCAAAGUGAUGAAAACAAGGAGGACUAUACCAUCCCAGAUGAGUAUAGAAUUGGACCAUAUCAGCCCAAUGUUCCUGUUGGUAUAGACUAUGUGAUACCUAAAACAGGGUUUUACUGUAAGCUGUGUUCACUCUUUUAUACAAAUGAAGAAGUUGCAAAGAAUACUCAUUGCAGCAGCCUUCCUCAUUAUCAGAAAUUAAAGAAAUUUCUGAAUAAAUUGGCAGAGGAACGCAGGCAGAAGAAAGAAGCUUAAGAUGUGCAAGAAGAUUUAAUGAUUUCAAAGGAAAUAAUGGUUCUUUGUUUUUAAUGUUAACCUUUUUAAAAUACAAUACUGAUAGUUAGAAGAAAACUUGUACUCUUUUGUUUUAGUGGAAAAAAUAAUAGAUGUCUGUUCAUGUGUUAAGUGUUAUAGCAAAAAAUACAUAUACGGUUAAGUUAAUGAAGAAUAGUUUUUGUUUUAUCAGAAUGGCAACAGACGUUUUGUAGAGACUGACUGUAAGCUACUUAAGACAACUCGCACCACUAAGAAAAAGAUAACGUAUAACCAUACGGAAAAAUGAAAUGUAGUAAUUCCAAGCUUAAAAAAAUGUCAACAACUUUUGUUUCCACUCAAUAAAGAACAAAACCAAUUGUA